UCCGAUGUUGUCUGUUUGUUUCAUAAAUGACAUGCCCGACGUUGUACACACCUCCGUACAAAUGUUUGCCGACGACGCCAAGUUAUUUCGGGAAAUCAAGAACUGAGCGGACUGUGAAGAGCUGGAGAAGGAUCUCGGUGACCUCCAGGAGUGGUCGAAGAAAUGGCCACUGAGAUUCAAUGUCAGGAAGUGUAAGAGGAUGCACCUGGGGCGUACCAACGGUAAGGAGGCAUCCCAACGGGAUGAAGAAACUGCACUAUUCAGUCUUGAAGUGAAUAUGUAUAGCUUACUGUGUAUUGGUAUUUCCGAAUGAUGUAAAUUUAUCCUUGCAAAGUUGUUCAGCUGUGAGGUGAAUUUAUGGCUGAUUGGGCAGUUCAUGGUAGUUGUAUCAUUAGCUUAUUUGAGGUCACUGAUUUUGUUUGGUAUAUAUAUUUAUAUAUUGGUCGUUGUGGCUGUGUGAGUGCGUGAUCCGUUGGUGGUGGUGCUGUGAGUGCGUGAUACAUCGGUGGCAUUGUGUGUGAGUGCCUGAUACGUUGGCACUGCCGGCGUCGUUGCGCGAGUGCUCGCAGGCAGUAAAGAUCACCAGUAGAGGAGAUUAUGUACCUACUAACACACCACCAAUCGGGUAUGUCUUCUCGGCUAAGUUAACCGUCGACUCGCACAUUGAAGAGGUUAACCAAGAUGACGGAAAUGACAUCAUUCGUCGCCCGAAGCACCAGAGCCUCGCACGUUGCCUUCGUAUAUAACUAACACGUGCACGCCCUAACUUAGUUGCCCACUAACACAGUAUAUCGGGCAUGGACGAGCUCCUUUCACCUGCAAUUAGUUGCAGUUCACUCGUAUGCUUUUCCCAUUUAGUUUAUACCGUACUGUAAUGUCCCAAUGAUCCAGAUUUGGUUUAUUACAGUAUAGCCAUUUAAUAAUCAAUCUAUCGUACACUGACAUAUUAACUUAGAGACUUAUUUUGACUCAUUAAUUUGGGAUUUUUUCUGUGGUAGAAUUCAUACCAGAUAUAAAAAAUUAAUAACUCGGGUUGUAAGGUAACAAACUUGUUUACGUUAAAGUCAAGGACGCGUUCUGUAUAAAUAAAAGUGUACGUGAAGGAUGCGGUAAAAUGACGAUAAGUCACCGUAAUAAAAACCAGCAUUGGGUCUUGAGCUUCGUCUUACACGUGUCCAGCAGGAGCAAGCGACACGGAGGACAGCACCUCCCCGAGCAGCCUCAACAUCGGCAUCGUCUUCGGUGACUCCGUCUUCUCCCCACUGACCGGCAGUCGACAAAAGCUCGGGUGGCAACGGAGGAGCGAGGGAUCCAAGCUUCACCUCGGCCGCCCUACGCCGGCUCGGCAUUCGCUUGGAGGAGGGCGAAGAUAUAGAUUUCUUCAUUGCAAACCUUACCAUUCCUCCACCACCUGAAGGAGGUGUGGACCUUCAGACGUGCGCGGAGAACCGUAAGACGGGGGAACGAGUGCGACAUCUCCGCGUUUGUUAUCCCGCCGCCUCCUCCAACCUCGGACAAGAAGGACAACAGGUCUUCCGACGUUAUACGGAGCCAAAGAAGGAAUCGGCAGGGCGAGUUGUUGCGAGGUUCAUCUAAUUUUCUACAAUUAAAUGCAAUACCGUAUUACUGUCGGGAAGAAGGACCACGACAUCGGCGAGGUGCACGUCGGCUCGGAGACGACGGCCAAGCGCGCCAGUGUAGCAGGGAAGGUCGCAUCUCUGCAGAGGCGCUUCGAAGUUCCUCCCAGGACUGCCUACGGUAGUCCGCCUACCUCAAGUGCCUCCGUAGACAAUCGUCGGUUGCUACCGAAGCUUAGCAAAGAAAACUCUCAUUCCCCAAGUGAUUCUUCGGGUUAUGACAGUCCGAGAUCAAAUAAUUCUAAUGUAGGACAUGAACUGCAUGCCAAAUUGGCACAGGCAUUAGAGGAAAAUGGUAAGACGUACAAAAGUUUCGACAAAUGACGAGUGCCAAAAAUACCGGCGGAAGUCGGGAGAGCGGCGACUCCAAGCAGCCGUCGGUCACUGCCAGAGUACGAACCUUCAGCUCUGGGGGAAACUGGACCGCCUCUUCUCUUCAGCGCCAAAUGACCGUGCCAACCGGUAAGGCAGAGGGAAAUAGGAGGACUCUCCACCUCCCCCUCCUUCAUGAACGUCCAUCACACGAGCCGGCACUCUGACUAACCCAAAGAAAUGCAAGCCUUCUCCUCCCUCGUCAAAAAUCCAGAGAAGUAUAUCCACGAGCACAGGUAACCUCUCCAAGUCUGCCUCUCGAGACGACACGACGAGUCACGCCAGUUACGACACCAUCCCGAAGUCGAGCACCAAAGCCUCGGCCUCCAGCGAAGACGUCGGCCAAGCCAAAGCCUCCCCGGGGUCCCCAUCCAAACAAAGCGUAGCCUCCGGUAACGAUUCUCUCGCGUUGUCCUCUACCGAAGAAUUGCUCUUAGAAUUUUCAAUAAAGCUCUAAACAUCA
Molecule: messenger RNA, 2472 nt
Organism: Homarus americanus (American lobster)
Lineage: Eukaryota; Metazoa; Arthropoda; Malacostraca; Decapoda; Nephropidae
Exons: 3
Coding region: 1611-1961 (116 amino acids)
Source: RefSeq, a predicted model, not a curated record